UGCGCGGCUACUAUAGUAUACAUUUUCUGAUAAGAAAUUUGUAGCUGUUGCAAAUGUUAUUUUCUUUUCAUUUAUUUUUGAAUUAAAAAUGCCUUAAAACUAAAUACUGUUUGCGCAAGCCGUGUGAAUUCAAGUGCCAUUAAAAUAUAAAAAUGGAGCGCCAAUCGAAAGCAAACGAAAAAGGCGUAAAAAGCGCAGCGUUUACUAAGCCAACCGUCUGAGCCAACUAAUUAGCCAUAAAAAAACAAAAAAAAAAUACAACACAAAAUCGAAUCAGACAGAAAGCCAGUCGUAGGACUUUAUUAAUGAUGUCCAACGAUGUCCAAGUAGCGCGCGUUGCCAAGAUUGGUGCCGAGCUGGCUCGCCGACAGCAGCAGAGGGAUAUCAAAGCCAUAUCAAAGGGCGGCGGCGGAGGUGUCAUGGGCGAUGACAUAGAAUUCGUCUUUGGCAGCAUAUCACCGCGAGGCGGCGGUCCCAGUGCUGCUCUAGGGCAGCACAGGCAUAUUGUGGAGUGCUUUGAGCUGGACUCGCCGGAGCACACACAGCGGGACACAAACGAAAGCGACAAUAACAUCUCCAGCUGCUCGACCCUCGACAUUGUCAACAAAGUGGAACAGUUGUCCGUGCAACAACUGGAGAAUCGAGUGCGUGAGCUAUCGCAGCGCCUGCAACAGGCUGAGCGCCAGCUCGCUGAGAGCAAUGUGGAGCGUGAUAUGUGCCACAAGCGCCUGGAGGUGGUAAGCCAAGCACACGAAUGCCGUAUCACCGAGAUGCACUGCGUCAUUGCGGAGCUGAGCAAGAAAUUGCGCAACAAACAGGAGCAUAUCAUAAUGGAAGAGCUGGAGCCGGAGGGCGAGGGCAGUGAGGUCAGCUAUCAGGAGGGUUCCAUAUAUAACUCGGAACUAAAUCUAACCAAUGCAGAGGGCGAGUGUCAAACGGAACCAUUGGAAGAUUUUGAAGGCGCAUGUUCCAGCGCGGAGAAUGUGCACGUCAAGCAACAGGAAGUCAUUAACAAGGGACAGCUGGAGGCGUUGCAGGAGGAGGUGCUGCAUCUGCGUGCACAGAUAGCACUGCUACAGGCCGAAAUGGCCACCAAGGACAAGGACUCGGCUGUCGUAGAGGAUCAACCGAAUGUCAUAUACUUUGCCUGCGAUAUGGAGGCCAAUGAGAAUGGCAACCAACUCAAUGACUUGAAUGCCUGCGUAUCCGUGACCAGUCCACAGAAGUGCGUCAAAAUGGCCGAGCGUGUGAAGCUGCGUUGCGCCAGCAAAAGUGAGUCGCAGUUGGAUUCGUCGCCCGACCAAGAGAAAGACCACACGGAGCUCAGCAAUGAGGACAUCAAUCUUGUCGAGCACUUGGUUUGCAAGCAAAACACGCUAAUGGAUAGUUUGAUGGCGCCUUUGCAACUGGAGCUGGAACGAGUCCAGCGCAAAAUGGAGCAAUUAAAGGUGCGCAAUACCUUGCUGUCACUCACCUUGGACGAGUCCAAGGAGCACACCGAGCAUCUGUAUCUGCUCUGCGGCAAAUACGAAUCGAAUGCUGUGGCACUGCAGCUGGCUCUCAAUUGCAGCGAUCGCGCCAUCGAGGCAUAUGAUGUGAUGCUGGCGUUGCUGGAGAGCAGGCUGGCCUUACUUAGCGAUAAGUCAACUGCCGCCGAGGAGAGUCGUCGUGCUGUGGAAACGGUGGCACAUCAUCUGCUGGCGCGACUGGAGAGCGAGAAGGAUCUGUGCGAGAAUAGCCUCGGUCCCUGGCAGCACAACAUGAAUCUGGGCGCAGAAAAUGUGACCAAGCACAAGCAGCAUUGGAGCAGCGACGAUGACAAUCGACUGCGUUGUCAUGUCUCAAAGCUGAAGGGUCGCCGCGCGGUCGUGCAGCAGACCAUCGUCAAUCUGGAGUCGCCAUUCAGCGAUGUGUUUGAGAAGAAGCGCUUGGCCUUGGAGAAAGAUCAGGAGCUGGACAAGGAGAAGCAAUCCCCAAUGGAUCUGGAGACGGCUGUCAUUAUGCAAGAACUGCUGGACCUACGCGAACAGAACCAACAGCUGAAGGCCAAAAAGGAGGAGGCUGAGCACGAGCAGCAGUACGCGAACGAGCGUGUGAGCAUUCUCCAUGAGGCUUUAAAACAAUUGCAGGCCAGCAAUCGGGUGUCCUACUCGGAAGCGGAGCAUGCGGCACUAACCGAGCAGCAGCUGGUCGAGGCGCUUAGCCGCGAAACGGAGCUGAAGAGUCGCAUUCAAACCCUGCUGAACAUCAAUGCCACACACAAGGCCAACGACGAGAGGUGCGAGCAAAUGCAUCAGAAUUUUCGACAAUUGCAAAAGUCCAAUGACAAUCUGAGCCAGCUGCUGGAGCAGAGCAAACGCAAAUAUCAGAUGCGCAUGAAGAAACUAGAGCAGAAGGUGGCAGACAUGCGGCUGGAGCAGGAACAGCAGCUGCAGCAGCGGCAUAGAUUGCAACACUCGGAACAUGUUCCUGAGACAACGCUGUAGAUGUUGAC
Messenger RNA from Drosophila hydei, 2494 nucleotides. Its product is annotated as colorectal mutant cancer protein. The transcript is spliced from 7 exons. Lineage: Eukaryota; Metazoa; Arthropoda; Insecta; Diptera; Drosophilidae. The record is from RefSeq and is a predicted model, not a curated record. The coding region runs from base 306 to 2486 and encodes 726 amino acids.